AUGCUAGCAAUCAUUGUGUUUGGCGGGACAGCCCUGGUAGCGCUGGCCUACCUCUUUACCCUCCCAGUUGCACUGUAUUUUCUUGAUCGCAAAGGCCUUCGGAAAUACCCCUCCUUCUCUCCCCUGUCCGGCUUUACCGAUCUGCGCCACAUAUACCUCAGUGCGUGCGGCUAUCGCUCAAGAGAUCUCUAUGAGGCUCACAAAAGGGCUCCUAUUCUCCGCACUGGGCCGAACUCAUUAUCCUUCGGUGACACACAAGCCGUGCGAGACAUUUAUGGGCACGGAACCAAAUGCAUCAAAGACCUAAACUACGUCGUCUUAGGCGGGACGCACACCCACCUCUUUGACGUGGUGGACCGGAGCGAGCAUUCUCGCAAACGCAAAAUUCUGUCUGCUGCAUUCGCCAUCAAAAACUUGGAGCGAUGGGAGUUCAAAGUUGCUCGCACCACCGGUCGACUCCUACGUGCGCUCGACAACCAUUGCACCGGACCUCUCCCCGAUGGCCAAGCGAUCGCCAGCCCCGUAGACCUGACGUUAGAUUUCGGGAAAUGGAUCAACUUGUUCACAAUUGAGGCGAUCAACAGCAUCGCCCUUUCGGCCAACAUGGAUCUACUCGAUAAAGGGACGGACGAAGUCACGGCACAGCGCCUGGACGGCACGACCUACAAAGCCCGAUACCGUCAGGCCCAGAACCAAUCGGCAUUGGGUCAGGCUACAUUUGUGUGGGACUAUCAGCACUACCCUUGGCUCGUCAAACUGUCCAAGUUGAGUCCCAAAUGGCGCGAGGUCUGGCAGAAGGCGCAGCCUUGGGAUGACGUCAUUUACCAUCAGGCCGCCACUCGCCUCCAGCGAUAUCUCAACGGGGAGGAACUGGAUGAUUUCUUCUCGAGCCUCAUGGAAGACAAGCAGAAGAAGCCCAACAACUUGGAAUGGGGCGAGAUCGUGGCGGAGGUUAGCGCCAUCAUCAAUGCCGGAGCCGAUACAACUGCCAUCGCCCUCACGCAAACGUUGCGAGAGGAGGUCGACAGUGUUCUCGAUGAGGAUGAAGUUGUCGCAGCGCAUGAUAAGGUGAAAAACCUUCCCUUCCUGCGCGCCUGCCUGGACGAAGCUCUCCGGAUCCUGCCGCCCACGUCGGCUGGGCUCCCGCGACGUACACCCCCCGAAGGCGCUCAAAUCAUGGGUGAAUGGAUUCCCGGAGAUACUAGUGUCUCGAUGACCAUCUACGCAGCCCAUCGCGAUCCCGAUAUCUUCCCCGAUCCCGAGACCUAUCGACCCGAGAGAUGGCUCGAUGCCGAGGCGCGGAAGCGCAUGGAGCCCUAUUUCAUUCCCUUCUCGGCGGGUGCUCGCGGGUGCAUUGGGCGCAACAUCUCUUAUCUUGAACAGACAAUGGUGCUGGCUUCGUUAGUACAUCGGUAUGAGUUUGCGCUUCCUUCGUCGGACUGGAAACUAGCUCGCCACGAAGCUUUCAAUUUGAUUGUUGGGGAAAUGCCGAUCAAGAUUUGGCGGCGACAGAUGGGGGCUACCUAA
Messenger RNA from Aspergillus steynii IBT 23096, 1527 nucleotides. RefSeq names its product cytochrome P450. Lineage: Eukaryota; Fungi; Ascomycota; Eurotiomycetes; Eurotiales; Aspergillaceae. The record is from RefSeq and is a predicted model, not a curated record. Gene Ontology annotation, molecular function: oxidoreductase activity, acting on paired donors, with incorporation or reduction of molecular oxygen; iron ion binding; heme binding. The transcript has 2 exons. The coding region runs from base 1 to 1527 and encodes 508 amino acids.